AGUGUUUCCUGGAUUUGAUAGAAAUGUUCUCUGUAUUCCAAAUUGUAGUUGUAGCAGUAGUGAUGUUAGUAAUAUUUAUUUAUAUUUAGUUAUUGGGGUUUUCAGCAACCAAAUGCAAAUAAUUUGAAUAUUUUUGUAGUCACAAGUUCUGAUGAGCAGAAAGACCCUUUUAAUCUCCUGUAUCAAUCAGUAUUUAACCUGUAUGUAAGAUAUAUACACCCAUGCAUUAUACAGCGUUGGGGAAUUGUUUGGUUUUAUAAAUGGGUCUUACUAACAGACUCCAGCAAGCAAUGAUAAUUGUACUUAAUGAGUUGAUUUCUGUCCUUUCAGCAUUGGAACGGAUCUUGGCUAAAAUGCUCCCUACGUUGCUUUUCCGGUUUUUCUUCAGCAACAGUAAUGAAUAUUAUCAAGUGAAGUAUUUCCUUGGAGCAAUUGUUGGAUUGUGCAUCGGAAGCGCACUUUACUUUUUGCUGGUUUAUCCAUUAACCACCUUGAAUGACCAGAUCAAAGUCUGCAUAUUUAUUGUUAAUAAUGCUAUAUUUUCCUUCGGAUGGGCAAUGUCCACUAAUUUCCGCUGCUCGACAUUGAUGAUACUCCUGCUUAUCCUGUGCGAAAGUACAGGUGCCCUAACAACUACAGUUGCUAUCAAAGCAAUCACUGAUGGCCCUGUUCCUAAUAUGAUGAAAAAUAUAGAACUACUUGUAAUGAGCUUUGAGUGUACAGGAGAGAUGACCCUUAACCACACAAAGAUGAUGUACACAUCAAUGAUGGAACCUAUAAAGAGGAUAUUUGGUCAAUUGACGAAAAGGUCAUCGAAUUUAACAAAGGACACCAAAGAAAUAACUGAUGAUUUCCGUGAGGUAGAAGAAGAAGUUGAAAGCACUGAGGGAUACGACAAUGUGAGAGAGAAAGAACUGAUAAGGGAAGAAAUCGAGAGAAACAAAACGUUACUAAUGAAUACUCAGAAGAAAUUUAGCAUGAAGACUUUCCUGCGCUGUGAACAUCUCUUUGAAAUGGGCAUAGGGAAGUGCCAUGAAUGGUUUGAUCAGAAAUAUGAUGAAUGCAUGGAGACAAUAUGGUUACCUGUUCUCAAUCAUGCAUUGUGCUGGCCAAUGAAAUUGAAAUUUGUCUGCGGCGCUUUAAAUUGGUUCCUGCCAUUGUGCAAGAAGCACAUCCGCAUCGACCCUUUGUUUGGAGAACUCUAUGAUAAUAUCAGUGGGGCCAUUGACACAUUCAAGCAAAAUGUCACUAUAGAUGUUCAAAUUACGGUCAGAAACAAAACCAUAUUUGAUACGACACUGAAGAAAGUCAAACAAAAUGUGUCCGAAACCGUUGAAGAGAGCGAAUCAGUUUCACAGAAAGCUAUGAAGGCUAUAAAAAUAGUUUUGUCUCUACUCUUCCUCCAAUACAUCAGUUCAGCUUUUGGCUAUGUUGAGAAUUACAAUUCAAACCUUCGCCACGACAAUGUGUACAUAACAACGUACUUCAAACAAAUCGACGCUCGUAGGAGGAAGCAGGGAAAGAGGCACCUGCUACCGCUGAAAAAAGGGGAACGUGCAGAUUUAAUUUACCCAAUAAACUUUGCCCUCCAUGGACCAGAGGUGAAAGCAUUGACAAGCGCUAUGAUAGGGUGCAUUCCGCUGAUUGUUAUUUGCCUGCUUUUACUUGGACUGGAUUUGGGUGUCCAAAAUAUCAUGGACAUUACUAUCAAGCAUUCCAAUAUUAGCUACAACUUUGGCUUUAAACACAAUCUAGAAGUGAUUGUUGGUGGCACCGGAUUCCUGGCAAGAUUUCUCCGGAACACAAUUGGAAAUAUCAAUACGUCCUCUAAUGCGCUUCAUGUGACCAAUAAUACUGUUUGUCUGGCGCAACCGAUUCAUCUGACGUCCCAGCAAUAUAUCGGCACUUGUUUACUACUGACCAUCACGCUGAUCCUUCCUUUUGUCCAGAUAUACAUGAGCCGACUGUGCAGAGUCCUGGCUGCUUACUUUUACCCUAAGACGGAGAAAAGGCGAAUUCUCCAUCUCUAUAAUGAGCUACUGAGGUACAGGGACCUGUAUUUAAAUAUAAAGAGGAAGAACUUAAUGAUCACUGCCAACCGCCACAGAAACUUUAUGAUGUCUAUACCUGGUAUGCUAUUCCGACAAAUGAAAUGGCUGAGAGUCAUUAUAAAGCGACGCUGUUUGGUUUGUAAUGCCAAAGAAACCAAGACUUCCUAUAUUUGCAAGACAUCAAACUGUGACACAGCCUACUGCCUCGACUGCUGGAAGGAGAUAAAGAAAUGCUGCUUUGUUUGCUUACCAGAUGAUUUAAUUGAAAAUUACUUCUGUGAAGAAUAAUACUACAGUGAUGGCGGCCCCUCCCCCUUUUUAAAAAAAUGUUUUGUAUAAUAUACUUUUUUUAAUAUAUUUUGUAAAAUAUAUUAAACAUAUAUUUUAUAUAAUCAGUAUUUAAUAAACUUUAAUAAACUUUUAUAAAUAUGUGUCCAUUGUAUUUGAGAAAUUUUCCGGCCGGCCCUAUUGACGAGCUGACCGAUAUGCAAGUCUUUUGCUAUCAGUUGGCUCGUCUCCCACCAUACAUACUAAAUAUUGCACUAAAAUUUGUUUCAUACCAUAUUAUCUGUGCGUCUAUGGCCACCUUAAGGCGUCAAGCCCGGUUAGGUUGUCUCUUUCCUGGCUCCACUUAUUAUUAUUGAGAAAUCGUGGCAGACAGGCUAAUGAGAUCACUGGGCAAUGAGCUGAGGGGCUGUCAUGACAGAGCUGUGAAACGAUUGUUGCAGGAACAGCCUCCAAAGAGCCCCCACCAAUAAGUAAUUGACCCCUGCUGUAUGCUGGCAUGUAACUGCCCCAGAUCAGCACACCUUGAACAGAUAUUUUGUUUAGAUUGCCAGCUGUCGGCCACUUCUCCCAUUUACAGUGCUGUCAUUACUGAACAGGAGGGACCCAGAAGCACGGUACUAGCUAUGGAGUCACAUUGCGCUCCGACGGUAUACAGCACAAAAGUUCCAUAUAUUCAUCCAGAUGUCAGGUUUAUCGUUGCCCCAAAGAGCUAACGAUCAACUGGGAAAAGAAGCAGUGCUUCCAGCAUUCCCUGUGAAACCAAUAAUGGUUACUCCACAUUACUGUUGUUUACACCCUUUUCUAUCUUACGAAAUCUAAGUUGGCCUUCUGUGUGAGCCAUCGGAUCAUCCCCCGCCACUAGCUUGUGGCUUUUAAGAGAGAGAGACUGCCCAAAGCAACGCCUAUUUUUGAAAAAAAUGAAAUAAUGGAAAAACAAUAGUGAAGGCAAAGUAAAGUUGCAUGUAUAAGUGCACACUUGAAAAGUAUACUUACAACUAUGCUGAUGUAAGUAAUGAAAACUCUUUGGUUAAGCACUGUAAAUAUGUCAGUGCUGAGUAAAUAAAGUAUAAUACUCAUUAAAAAGUAAUGAAAUUGACACUUUUAUUAUAGAACCAUUGGUUUAUUGCCAAGAAGGUACAAAAUGCCUGAUGAAUGUGAAUCUGCCUUUGCAUAUUCUUUUUUACCAUCUUACCCUCCUCUAAGGACAGUGUCUUUAAUUUUAGGGUAUUUGUCAUAUGAGAAAUUUGUGCCACCUUAAGGUGGUGGUAAUUCCAGGGUUUCCAAUGUGGCCGGCAUCAGUCUAGAUAGACUUGAACCUAAAGAAUCCUGUGCUGAUGUCAUUUUAACACAAAUUACACAUUUAUGUUUGCGGGAAAAUACACUGCAUUAUGGGUAAACUUUGCACACUUGCGGUCUUAAAUGAGACAUAUAACAGUCCAACAUAUAUCAUGCACUAUUCAAGUAGCUUUGGGUGUCUGGUGCGUUAACCGUAUCUGUGGGGAGUCAAUCCCAAUAUACAAAUCUCCAACUGGGUCGCACUCCAUAAAAUGUAGCAUUUAUUUCAGAUACAAAAAAACAAUGGCACAUUCAGUGCAUAUAUGCAAAUUUUCAUAGCAUGUCUGUAUAACAUUCUGUAUAAAGUUCUGUGCAGUUCCACAAUAGCAGUGAGUAAUAAAGUUCGUCUCAUAACUUAUCUGUACAGAGUUAUGAAUCGUUGCCACGUUUUGAGGGCAUCUCGCACCCUUUCUCAACCUCGUUCAUAAUCCUUCGUGUUUAGCAGACGAUGUCCGCGUUCAGCAAACCUGCUAGGAAAGAACCAAUUGUAAUACUACCGAUAAGAGAUC
Molecule: messenger RNA, 4183 nt
Organism: Xenopus laevis (African clawed frog)
Lineage: Eukaryota; Metazoa; Chordata; Amphibia; Anura; Pipidae
Product: E3 ubiquitin-protein ligase DCST1-like
Exons: 15
Coding region: 261-2339 (692 amino acids)
Source: RefSeq, a predicted model, not a curated record